Messenger RNA from Mesocricetus auratus (golden hamster), 1877 nucleotides. It is a transcript of the gene Ripk2, whose product is annotated as receptor interacting serine/threonine kinase 2. The transcript is spliced from 11 exons. Gene Ontology annotation, biological process: positive regulation of canonical NF-kappaB signal transduction; positive regulation of apoptotic process; innate immune response. Gene Ontology annotation, cellular component: cytoplasm. NCBI's taxonomy places the organism in Eukaryota, Metazoa, Chordata, Mammalia, Rodentia, Cricetidae. The coding region runs from base 236 to 1855 and encodes 539 amino acids. Gene Ontology annotation, molecular function: ATP binding; JUN kinase kinase kinase activity. The record is from RefSeq and is a predicted model, not a curated record.
AGAAGAAGGUUGAGGAGUUGGGUGGAGGGAGGAAACCGCAGAAAGAGAAGCGAGGGAGGAGCGCGGAGGGCGGAGGAAGGUCCUCCCUGGCGCGGCCGCAGACGGACGGACUCCCAGGGACAGCCGGCCCGGCCGGAACUGCAGCGGCCACGCGGGAAUGGGCCGCCCCGCGACCUGACGCCGCACUGCCCCGACCGCGGCCAGCGUCGAGCGGAGCCGCCGCUCAGCCGGAGCCAUGAACGGGGACGCCAUCUGCAGCGCGCUGCCUCCCAUCCCCUACCACAAGCUCGCCGAUCUGCACUACCUCAGCCGCGGCGCCUCGGGCACCGUGUCGUCGGCACGCCACGCGGACUGGCGCGUGCGGGUGGCCGUGAAGCACCUGCACAUCCACACGCCGCUGCUCGACAGUGAAAGAAAUGAUAUCUUACGAGAAGCUGAAAUACUACAUAAAGCUAGAUUUAGUUACAUUCUUCCAAUUUUGGGAAUUUGCAAUGAGCCUGAAUUUUUGGGCAUAGUUACUGAAUACAUGCCAAAUGGAUCAUUAAAUGAACUUCUACAUAGAAAAACAGAAUAUCCUGAUCUUGCAUGGCCAUUGAGAUUCCGCAUCCUGCAUGAAAUCGCUCUUGGUGUAAAUUACCUGCACAAUAUGAACCCUCCUCUACUGCAUCAUGACUUAAAGACUCAGAAUAUCUUGUUGGAUAAUGAAUUUCAUGUUAAGAUUGCAGAUUUUGGUUUAUCAAAAUGGCGCAUGAUGUCACUCUCUCAAUCACGAAAUAGCAAAUCUGCCCCCGAAGGAGGAACGAUCAUCUAUAUGCCACCUGAGAACUAUGAACCUGGACAGAAAUCCAGGGCCAGUGUGAAGCAUGAUAUAUACAGCUAUGCAAUUAUCAUGUGGGAAGUGUUAUCAAGAAAACAGCCUUUUGAAGAGGUCACCAAUCCUUUGCAGAUCAUGUACAGUGUGUCACAGGGACAUCGGCCUGACACCAGUGAAGAGAAUUUGCCAUUUGACAUACCUCAUCGAGGUCUCAUGAUCUCUCUGAUACAAAGUGGGUGGGCACAAAACCCAGAUGAAAGACCGUCUUUCUUGAAAUGCUUAAUAGAACUUGAACCGGUUCUGAGAACAUUUGAAGACAUAACUUUUCUUGAAGCUGUUAUUCAGCUAAAAAAAACAAAGAUUCAGAGUGCGUCCAGUACUAUUCACUUAUGUGAUAAGAAAGUGGACUUAUCAAUGAACGUACCUGCAAGCCACCCUCCACAAGAGGAAUCGUGUGGCUCCUCUCUGCUCUCCAGAAAUACCGGUUCUCCUGGAACCUCCAGGUCCCUGUCAGCUCCUCAAGACAAAGAUUUUUUAUCUGGAGGACCUCAAGAUGACUCUUCAAUAAAGUUGCAUCACUGUCCUGGAAACCACAGCUGGGAUGGCGCCGUUUCAGAAUCCCACAGGGCAGCCCUCUGUGAUCACAGACCCACCCUGUGCUCUUUGGCUAUAAUAAACCCACUCUUCGUUGAGAAAAGUUCAGAACGCCUGCAACCUGGAAUAGCCCAGCAGUGGAUCCAGAGCAAGAGGGAGGACAUUGUGAGCCAGAUGACUGAAGCCUGCCUUAACCAGUCUCUGGAUGCCCUUUUGUCCCGGGACUUGAUCAUGAAGGAGGACUAUGAACUCGUUAGCACCAAACCAACAAGGACCUCAAAAGUCAGACAGUUACUAGACAUCACUGACAUCCAAGGAGAAGAAUUUGCCAAAGUUAUAGUACAGAAGUUGAAAGAUAACAAGCAAAUGGGACUUCAGCCUUACCCAGAAGUGCCUGUGGUUUCCAGAAUACCAUCUUCAAAUUUCCUUCAAAAUAAAAGCUUCUGAGUGAGUCCUUUCUGAGAGGAAA